Messenger RNA from Chara braunii, 984 nucleotides. The record is from the annotation of a GenBank genome assembly. Lineage: Eukaryota; Viridiplantae; Streptophyta; Charophyceae; Charales; Characeae.
GAGGCAACGGAUCGGAGGAAUACAAGUCGACGAAGAGGACAGCAACACUUGAUCAGAUAUGGACGUCGAAGAAGGCUCGCCAUGGUUUUUCGCCUGUUGAAGAUGUUCAUGGGCGAUUCCGGUCUUCUGCUGACCCGUCUUGCAAAGAUGGCAGUGAUGCGUGUUUGGUGGGGGGCAACUUUCAAAAAGCUGGGCGUGUUCCUACUGCCGACGUUGUGAGCAGAUCGAUCGCUUACGGCGGCAGCGACGGCUGUUUCGGUCGGGACAUCUCGUCUCGACCACCGCCAUCGUCAUCCCCAUCAUCAUCUGGUAAUUGUGCGCAUACUGGAAUAUCAAACGGUUUGGGAGCGCGUCAAGGCGAUGGCUCCUGCAGAGUGACGACGGCACCUGCAGAAAAAAUGGUCAAACCUUCAGAGGCGGUCAAACCUGCCGAAGGUACUGGAUCACGGCUAUGGCAGUUCAAGUCUGUAGGAACGAGUGGGGAACAAAUCGCGAAAGGAGGAGCGCGGGCAUUGCGUUCAUCGUCGGGCGUGGAUGUGCAGAGUGACGUGGCAGUUCUGGGCAAACGCAGAUCGGAAUCAGAGCGUAUGCUGAGGGAGAAGGAAGGGAAUCGAUUGGAAGCACUGUAUAGAGACAGAAAUGGGUUGAUUGGGCAAACGACCUGUCCUUGGGUGGUGGACCGUUCAUCUUCCGAUAGGGACAGAGAUGUUGCGGCUCUUGCGAGAGAUAAAGGGACAAUUGUAGAAGGGUGGAGAGGGCGCAAUGCACAAGAAGGCGGGUCAAACGACCGGUCAUUGGGUGGUGGUGGUUGUGGUGGUCGAGGUCAACCAACCGAAAGAUCCCCUGAGGAGUGGAAUAAGAACAGGUCGAAGACAGCACCGUUGGGUCCUGGGUGAGUAACUGAACCCUUUGAAGUGUUUUUCUUUUUUUUUUUUUUUUUUUUUUUUUUUUUUUUUUUUUUUUUUAACAUACUUCCUAUCCAUC